Messenger RNA from Cotesia congregata, 1494 nucleotides. The record is from the annotation of a GenBank genome assembly. NCBI's taxonomy places the organism in Eukaryota, Metazoa, Arthropoda, Insecta, Hymenoptera, Braconidae.
AUGAGUUUCUUAAAAUUCAAGACUAAUGACGAUGUUGAGUUCAAAGUUGAAGUUAAAGCAGCCAAGUUCUCAGUGAUGAUAAAAACUAUGCUAGAAUCUCUUCAAGACGACGAGAAUGAUGUGGUUAUUCCACUGAUAAAAAUUAACUCUGUUACUUUUAAAAAAGUACUCGAAUGGAUCGAGCAUCACAAAGACGAAGACCCACCGUUGAUAGAAGAAAAAAAGUUCGAGAGGAAGAGGAGCGACGACAUCAGUGAGUGGGAUAGUAAGUUCAUCGAUGUUGAUAAUUCCACACUCUACGACAUUGUCAGUGCUGCUGAUUACCUUCACAUUAUAGGACUCUCAGAGUUAGUCUGUAAGAAAAUAGCAAAUAACAUAAAGGAACAGUCAAUACCUAAUUAUAAACAAAGGUUUGAUCUAGAUAAUCAAGCAAGUUCUUCUUAUAGUCCGACAGAACCUUCAUAUUCAGAGCCUUCUCAUAGCCGAAGAGAUUACUAUGCUCCAUCAAGUCCCACUUAUACUCCAUCAAGUUCGUCGUACUCUCCAAUGAAUCUUCCUUCUCAUAGCCGAACAAAUUCUUAUUCUCCAUCGAGUCCCUCUUAUUCUCCAAUGAGUCCACCAACAGAACCUUCUCAUAGCCGAACAAGUUACUAUCCAUCAAGUCCAUCAAGUCCAUCGUAUUCUCCAAUGAGUCCUCCUUCUCAUAGCCGAACAAAUUCUUAUUCACCAAUGAGUCCUGAUCAAUCAACAGAACCUUCUCAUAGCCGAACAAAUUCUUAUUCACCAAUGAGUCCUGAUCAAUCAGCAGAACCUUCUCAUAGCCGAACAAAUUCUUAUUCACCAAUGAGUCCUGAUCAAUCAGCAGAACCUUCUCAUACCCGAACGACUUCUUAUUCAUCAAUGAAUCCUUCUCAUAGCCGAACAAAUUCUUAUUCUCCAUCGAGUCCCUCUUAUUCUCCAAUGAGUCCGCCAAGAGAACCUUCUCAUAGCCGAACAAGUUACUACAUUCCAUCAAGUCCCUCUUAUUCUCCAUCAAGCCCAUCGUAUUCUCCAAUGAGUCCUCCUUCUUAUAACCGAACAAAUUCUUAUUCACCAAUGAGUCCUGAUCAAUCAACAGGACCUUCUCAUAGCCGAAUAAAUUCUUAUUCACCAUCGAGUCCGUCGUAUUCUCCAAUGAGUCCGCCUUCUCAUAGCUUAACAAAUUCUUAUUCACCAAUGAGUCCUGAUCAACCAACAAAACCUUCUCAUAGCCAAAAAAAUUCUUACUCUCCAUCGAGUCCCUCUUAUUCUCCAAUGAGUCCGCCAAGAGAACCUUCUCAUAGCCGAACAAGUUACUACACUCCAUCAAGUCCAUCGUAUUCUCCAAUGAGUCCUCCUUCUCAUAACCGAACAAAUUCUUAUUCUCCAUCGAGUCCGUCGUAUUCUCCAAUGAGUCCACCUUCUUAUAGCCAAACAAAUUCUUACUCCCCAACGAGUCCUACAAACUGCCAAUGA